CCAACUCUAUGCUGCAGUAAAAGCUCGUCAACUUUUACGUGAUGCUUCAAUUAAUGGUGUUAAAGAUAAAAUUGAUCAAAUACCAGCAGUAACAAGAGGAAUGAUUGGAGAAUUUAAUUUUGAAAAACUUCGAGAUGCAUUACAAGAGGGUGAGAUAACCUGUACAAUGGUAUUGCGAACAUAUCAAGAAAAGGCAAUAUUGUCUCAUGAGAAAACCAACUGCAUAACACGCUUUAUUGAAGAGGCAGACACAUGGGCAUCGGAACUGGACAAAAAAGCAUCGGAAUUGGGAUACAAAAAACCGCCCUUAUUUGGAAUUCCAUUUAGUAUCAAAGAAUGUAUUAAGGUUGCUGGAUAUGACCAAACGAAAGGUUACGCUUCUGAAAUCGGUAAUUGUGCCGAAGAGAAUUCAUUGCUGGUUGAACAAAUCAAAUAUCUCGGUGGAAUUCCUUUUGUGCUUACAAAUGUUCCACAGUGCUUGCUUACUUACUCGUGCAGUAAUCCAAUUUACGGUACAACGUGCUGCGUUACUGAUAAGAAUCGCACCAGUGGUGGCUCUAGUGGUGGUGAAGGAGCUCUUAUUGGUUCAGGUGGUUCAAUUAUUGGUAUUGGUAGUGAUGUUGGCGGGUCAAUUCGUUAUCCGUGCCAUUUCAAUGGAAUCACUGGAAUUAAACCAUCUCAUUUACGGCUUUCUUCGAGUUUUAUGGAUGGUUCAGUACCUGGACGUGUUCUUGUAGAUUGUUCACAGGGACCGAUGGCUGCUGAAGUUUCAACGUUAGUAUCAUUUUUGCGAGAAAUAUGGAAAGACGAUUGGAUUUCUCAAAGGGAUCCAUACGUACCUCCAGUGCCGUGGAAUGAACUUCAGUUUUCAAAAAAUCAUUUUAACAUUGGAUACUAUGAAACUGACGGAUGGUUUGAACCGACGCCAGCGUUAAGUCGUGCUGUACGAGAAUCUGUUGUACGGUUGAGAGGUUUAGGACACAAUGUUGAGCCUUUUAAACUUCCAGACAUGAAGAAACCUUUUCAGUUGUUUAUAGGGGCAGUAACCCUUGAUGGAGGUAACUACCUCACAUCGAAAAUUUCUGACGAUAUCGUUAUGGAUGAAUAUCAGUCUACACUCACAUUAUACAAGCUUCCUGUGUAUCUCAAGCGAUUCUUGGGUCUUCUCUUAUCGUAUUCAUAUCCAAGGAUUGCAGCAGUUCUUCAAUCGCUGCCAUGUGAUACGUCUGAUUUAAGAGAAAUUUAUGCUGAAAUUAUGGCUUUUCGAGAGCAGUUUGUCAAACUGAUGAAGAAUCAAAAAUUAGACGCUCUGAUCUGCCCAGUUCAGGUGAUGCCAGCUAUCGGUCAUGAAUAUCCAAUGAAGCUGUAUACUGCAACGUCGUAUUGCGGUAUUUAUAAUCUACUGGAUUUUGCUGCUGGAACUGUUCGUGUUACAAGCGUAACGACUGAAGAUGAAAGAAAUCUUGAAGAGUAUCCGGUGGUCGAUCCAUGGUAUCAAAUGGCUAAAGAAGCAACAGAGGGAGCCGUCGGACUUCCCGUUGGAGUGCAAGUGGUUGCACCGCCGUAUCAUGAAGAAACGGUACUAAAAAUCCUCCUUGAGCUAGAGCAAUCAGUUCAUGAAAAUCCUAUAAUAUAG
Molecule: messenger RNA, 1636 nt
Organism: Enterobius vermicularis (human pinworm)
Lineage: Eukaryota; Metazoa; Nematoda; Chromadorea; Rhabditida; Oxyuridae
Source: the annotation of a GenBank genome assembly